AUGCUCCGACUAAACCCCGGCGCCCUCGCUGUCGCCCUCUUUACCACCACCGCCGCGGUCGCGUACGCGCGCACAGGAACAAUCCAACAACCCCUCGAAGCCCUCCCUACGAACACAGCAUUGGUCCUCGCACUCUUCUCAUUCCUCGGUGGCGCUUUCGAAUCCAUUAUUACCAAGACUCCUGUCGCACUUAUACUGGGCCAUAUAUUCGGCGCCGUGUAUGCGCUAAGCUAUGCGCGCUUGAGUGCAGGCCAGCCUUCCGGUGCGGAAAUUGGAUUAUAUGGAUCCUUCGCUUUAGCUGUGAUUGCGUUGGCGGAUACGGGCUUGGAUCUGGCCCCCAGGGAACUGGGAUACGUUGGGGCUUAUGGAGUUACAGUCUUUGGUAAUGCCCACGGGGGUGUCGGCUUGGCUGGGACUUUGCUCUUUGCGCUUCUCCUGUUGGGCUUUCGGGGCGAGAUUAAGCAGAUAAGGAAUCGAGUGAAUGAGCGGUUGGCGGAGUUAGAGAGACGAUAG
Molecule: messenger RNA, 513 nt
Organism: Penicillium malachiteum
Lineage: Eukaryota; Fungi; Ascomycota; Eurotiomycetes; Eurotiales; Aspergillaceae
Exons: 2
Coding region: 1-513 (170 amino acids)
Cellular component (GO): membrane
Source: RefSeq, a predicted model, not a curated record